AUGAAAAGAGACAAGAAAGAAGCCAAAGACUCAAUUGCAGGAAGGGUCUCCAAGCGGGUGAAGAAGAAGGAUGCUUCUGGUGGGAGUGCCUCUGUGGGACCUCACUCGCCUUCUUCAUUGAAGAUCCAAGAGGUCGUUAACCUCAUGGUUCAAGCUUACGGUCAAAAGGAGUUGGCCAGGGUUUGUUCCUCCGACGAAACCCCUGAAACUGCCCCGGAGGGUUGGUUUUGCAUUCAUGAGAAAUAUAUCUCUAAAUGCCACCUCCGGUUUCCGCUCCCAGACCUUUUGUUAGAUCUUCUUGACCAUUACCAGCUGGCCCUCUCUCAGCUCUGUCCCUCUGUUGUCCGGGUGAUAAAUGGUUUCAUCACCAGGGCUAAGGAAGAAGGGGUCGCUGUUAGGCUUACCGAGUUGAUGAGUCUUUAUACGGUCAAGGAGAGCUCUAGUAAGGAUGGUGCCAGCGGUACCUACUACCUUCCUUGUCGUCCUAGGCUCGGUCUUUUUAAGUCCUCCGGUAGUGAUGAUGAUUGGAGGAAGAAAUAUUUCUACGUCAAGAUCGACCCCACAACAGUUCUUAUGGGUCGUGCUCUCUCGGUUACUUGGUCCGAUAUAACUGAUAUUGAGGAUCCUCCUAAGCUUACUGAUAAGCUGUCUAGAGCUCUUUUUCGGAAGCUAUAUCAAAGUCCCAAUACUUGGGCGUCUUUUACCAUUUCUCGCAUUGGAUCUGCUAGGUUCCCGGAGCAAUAUAACACCAGGUUCCCUGACCCAAUUCCAGUUGAAGAUUUAGAAGUUUCUGAAGGUCCUUUCGUGGUAGAUCUUUCGACUGGAGCUAGUACUUCCGAAACUGAAAAGACUCAAGCUCCCAAGAUGAGGCCUUCUUUCCGUUCCAGGAGCAAACCUGCUGCAGCUGCCAGUGCUUCGCGAGGCAGCGACAGGACCCAAGGAGGAGCCUUCCUUAGCUCGCUGAAGGAGGUCCUUGACGAUGGGUCCUCUGUUCCUGUCAGGGAUGUUAACCCAGUUGAAACCAGAGCUCAAGAUGUUGUUCCUCGUCUCGAGAUCCCGCCGGUUAACGUUAACCCUCAAGCUGCUAGAGAUCCCUCUGAGGUCGAACCUCCGAGAAACAAGAGGUCUCGGACUGAUUUGGGAGAUAGGCCCGCCAGGUCUUCCUCCUCGUCUUCGCGGGGAGGGACCGUCGGCUGGAACUUUACCCAUUCUAAACCAGGAUCGAUCUUAGAUGACCCUUGGGGUUUGGCAACCAUCAUGAGGCAUAUGAAGAUGGUCGGAUGUUCUAUGCCUUCAAUCAAUGGUCUAACCAACAAGGAAGAAUACGUUGAGAUAGCUCACCACAUGGGUCAGUUAGCUGGAGCCAUCAACAGAGCUCAGCUGAGGUUCGAGGAGACCGUGAAUGGUGCUCCCAGUGCUGGGAUUUAG
Messenger RNA from Raphanus sativus (radish), 1428 nucleotides. Its product is annotated as meiosis-specific protein ASY2-like. NCBI's taxonomy places the organism in Eukaryota, Viridiplantae, Streptophyta, Magnoliopsida, Brassicales, Brassicaceae. The record is from RefSeq and is a predicted model, not a curated record. The transcript is spliced from 4 exons. Bases 1 to 1428 code for a protein of 475 amino acids.